AUGCUACGUAUCCAUGUCAGAUUGAGAAAGGAGGGCCAGGAGGCGGAGACCAUUCUGGUUCCAACAGAGCCGACGAAGAGGGUACACGACUUCAAGGUAGAGGUCGCACGUCGCGUUCAAAAGCUGGCAGCUUUCGAGGGCUGCCGGGUGAUUUGCUUGCGGGAGGGAUCAAGAGCACUCGGUCUGAUAGAUGACGAGGACCUGGUAUCAGACGUGCUGGAAAACGGAGAUACAGUUCUCGCCGAGGUAGCGUGUCUGCCGAGCCCUGCAGGCGUGAAGGCAGCACCUGCCCAGCCAGAAAAGGGGCAUGAGGUUAUGGUGGGAUCAGCGUCCGACACGGGCGAAACCACCGAUGGAUAUGGGGCAGAGGUAGAGCCAGCAGAGCUGGAAACGGGAUAUGCUGCUGCAAGUAUACGGUACCAGAUUCUGGAGCGGCUGGCGCAAGGCUUGCCGCCCCAAGUUGUAGAGGUCUCUGCCACGACAAGCACCUGGGAGCUGGCAAAGCAGAUCGCCCACGCUGAGGGCAUCGACUAUGAACCGACUGAGGAGGACGUGGCGCUGGUGUCCUCCUCUGAAGACCAGGGCCGCUGCCUCUGCUCCGAGGUGGGGAGUCGCGUCCAGCUCUGGGGCCACGAUGCAGCCAUGAAAAUUGACGCUGCGGCCUUUUCGCAGCCGACGCAUCCGCAGCGCUGGGCAGCUGAGCUUGCCAAGGCCGACAUUUGCUCGAUUUGCCUGUCUGGCUUGGGUGACUGCGUCGGCAGCUCUGAGAGUGAAACCCCGGACUUCGUCGUGGGCAACCGCCUUUGCCAACACUUCUUCCAUUCGGAUUGCCUCUUGAAGUCUUUUGCUGCUGAUGGCAAGGUCCUACAGUGUCCAUGCUGCCGAGGGGAGUGGCUCUACUUGGAGGAGGGCCAAAGCGCAGAAGGCUGCCAAGGCAGUCAAGAGGAUGUCGAGUCCUUGUUCUGCUACCUGCGGAGAGCGGCUUUCGGGAGGCAGCAGUGGCAGCGGCAGCAGGCAUGA
Symbiodinium necroappetens is the source of this 1020-nucleotide messenger RNA. The record is from the annotation of a GenBank genome assembly. Lineage: Eukaryota; Dinophyceae; Suessiales; Symbiodiniaceae.